Striga hermonthica is the source of this 696-nucleotide messenger RNA. The record is from the annotation of a GenBank genome assembly. NCBI's taxonomy places the organism in Eukaryota, Viridiplantae, Streptophyta, Magnoliopsida, Lamiales, Orobanchaceae.
AUGGAGAAGGUGCUACAGAGGUUUGGGAUGAAUGAAGCAAAACCGGUUAACACUCCAUUAGCAAACCACUUCAAGCUUUCUGUUGAUCAGUGCCCCAUGUCGGACAAGGAGACUCAGGAUAUGGUGGAGAUACCUUAUGCCAGUGCUGUUGGAUGUCUGAUGUAUGCCAUGGUAUGUACUCGUCCUGAUUUAGCUCAUGCUGUUGGUCAAGUUUUCAAGUAUAUGUCUAGGCCGGAUAAACAGUAUUGGGAGGCAGUCAAAUGGAUUUUCAGAUAUUUGAAAGGCACUGUGGGACAUGGUAUUGUGUUUGAAGAUCAGCGGUUGGAUCCUUUGGUUAUAGUAUAUGUGGAUUCUGAUUAUGCUGGGGACUUGGAUAAUAGGCCGGGUAAACAACAUUGGAAGGCAGUCAAAUGGAUUUUCAGAUAUUUGAAAGGCACUGCGGGGCAUGGUAUUAUGUUUGGAGAUCAGCGGUUGGAUCCUGUGGUUGUAGGAUAUGUGGAUUCUGAUUAUGCUGGGGACUUGGAUAAUAGGAGAUCCACCACUGGCAAGAGAGUUAGUAAGGUUGAGAGCUUGAAGAGGAGAUUUCCUUCGCACAUGCACACCCGAGUCAUCGCAAGUAUCACGCGAGGCGCACAGCAAGCCGCGCCGCACCGCACCGCCAAGAGAGUUUGGCACGCACGCGAACGUCGUAACUAG